Molecule: messenger RNA, 1125 nt
Organism: Phytomonas sp. Hart1
Lineage: Eukaryota; Euglenozoa; Kinetoplastea; Trypanosomatida; Trypanosomatidae
Source: the annotation of a GenBank genome assembly
AUGUUCGGCUGCACGCGCGCGGCCCCCCGCCACCGCCUCUUCCACCCUGUCCGGCAGAACGUCCCCUUCCACUUCAACCCCGCCAAGACGGUCUUCCCGCUGAUCUACGAAAACCGCCUCCUCGCCAGGCCGCGGUGCAGCUGGGAGGACUACGCGGGGCGCCGCGCCUUCGACGAGGACCACCCCCUCCCCGUCCUGGGGACCCGGCUCGCCGAGCUGACGACGACGCACCGGUGGUCGCACUGGGACCACUACCUCAACCCGCAGAUCACCCAGAGCGAGCGCGACCUGACGCCCACGCCGGAGUUCGUCGGCCCCCGCACCGGGCACCUGAUCCCGACGAUGGGCUGGAGGAAGAUCGGGGGGAGCUGGAAGUACGCGCGGGCCUACAACAACGCCCGGAAGGGCCCCGCCAAGGGGCAGUGGCAGGAGCGAAAGAUGACCCCGCGCUUCAUGCUGGCCCCGCGGGUGUCGCCGGGGGGGCCGCGAAACCGCUACGAGGGAAAGGCCACCUUCUCGCGUCUCCUGCUCAGCAAAAUUCUCUGGGCGGUCGACAGCGGGCGGCUCAACCCCAACGAGGUCAUCACGCUCUUUCACCUGCGGCAGGCGCACGUCAUCGGGGGGUUUGAGAUUUACUGGCCCGGGAUGGUGUUGCUUGCCGGAGACGUCGAGAGGGUGCCGUACCCACUCAACAUUGAGUUGCAAAACGCGUCUACCAAGACGAUCAAACUGCUUGAGGAGGCCGGGGGCUCGUUUACCUGCGUGUAUAUGACGCAUGAGGGUCUAUAUCAGGAGCUGCAUCCGGAGGAGUUUCCCACCUUUACCGAUCAAGAGCUGCCGGAGAAAAAGGGGAUGGAGAGUUUCGCUACGAACCCGAGCAAGCGCGGGUGGCUCUCACAAUGGUAUGAGGACGAGAACAAGUAUGCGCAUCCCGACGCGGGUCGCCGGCAUUCUCACUACGUCCGCCCCCCAACGGACAGGGACUUUCCAUCCACCGUGGAUGAGUACGAGAUGGUAAAGCACCAUCAAAAAUGGCACCUGAAUCAGCCCGCCACCGGGACCGUGCUCCCGUGGCAUUCGUACAAUACCACCGAUCUUAUCAAAAGGUCAACGGGUAAAAUCUAA